UUAACCCGCGAAUUUCUCAGCGUUCAAAAAUGCCUCACCACCGUCUCUCUCUCUCUUUCUCUCUGUGUCUCUGCAAUCUCUUCCCCGUUUCCUUCUCUCUACAUUCCCGUUCCCCUUCUCCGCCAAACACAACCCUAUUUCCCCGAAUCAAACCAACCUCCUCCUCCGCCGUCGACCUAGUUCGGGCGCGGAAUCCGUUAACCCCGGAAUCCGCCAUGGAAGAUGUAUAGAAUACUAUCGACGCCGGCGUCAAAGCUCCGCCACUUCCGGCGACUGCGCUCCAGACCCAAAACAGACGAAGAAAACGCGCAGCACAUCCUAUGGCAUUACCAGAUCCUCGACCCAGACAGCGACAUUGUUGCUUACUGGAACAAGGUCUUCCUCAUCGCCAGCCUUCUCGCGCUCUUCAUCGACCCUCUCUACUUCUUCCUCCCCACCGUCGGCGGCCCUGCUUGCCUCCAGGCCAAUCGCAGCCUCGGCCGUUUCCUCAACGUGCUCCGCUCCUUCGCCGACCUCUUCUACCUCCUCCACAUGAUCAUGAAGUUCCGCACCGCCUUCGUCGCCCCCAAUUCUAGAAUCUUCGGCCGCGGUGACCUCAUCAUGGAUCCCUGGGAAAUCGCUUCCCGUUACUUGAGAUCCGAUUUCGUCAUUGACCUCGCCGCCACCAUCCCUUUGCCCCAGAUUGUGAUUUGGUUAGUGAUUCCGGCGAGUAGAACGGGAACUGAUCAUACCAACAACACUCUUGCGCUUUUCAUUCUUAUUCAGUACAUUCCUCGAUUGUUUCUCAUCUUUCCUUUGAACCAGCGUAUUCAGAAAACCACUGGUGUUAUCGCGAAGACUCCCUGGAUUGGAGCCGCCUACAAUCUUGUCCUCUACAUGCUUGCUAGCCAUGUUACAGGAGCAACCUGGUAUCUUUCGUCAAUAGGGAGACAAUUUAACUGCUGGAAAAUGCAGUGCCAUGAUGAAAAUAAAUCACAUCGCCUGUCUUGCUUGCCUAGUUAUCUUGAUUGUAAUAGUUUGGAUCUACCUGAAAGGCAAUACUGGCUGAAUAUCACUCGUGUGGUUAGCAAGUGCGAUGCCAAGAGCAAGAUCAACAUCAAAUAUAAAUUUGGGAUGUUUGCAGAUGCUUUCCUUAAUGAUGUUGUCUCUUCCAGUUUUAAGGAAAGAUACUUCUAUUGUCUGUGGUGGGGUUUAAGAAAUUUAAGCUCAUAUGGACAGAAUUUGGAUACAACAACAUACCUUGUGGAGACCUGUUUUUGCAUCAUCUUAUGUAUUGCUGGAUUAGUUCUUUUUUCACUUUUGAUUGGAAACUUUCAGACGUACUUGUCAUCGAUGUCUAUUAGACUAGAAGAGUGGAGGAUCAGGAAAAGAGACACUGAGGAGUGGAUGAGGCAUCGCCAGUUACCUCAAGAUUUGCAAGCACGUGUCCGGCGCUUUGUUCAAUAUAAAUGGCUUGCAACAAGAGGAGUAAAUGAAGAAGCCUUACUGCUUUCGUUACCUUUGGAUCUUCGUCGAGAAAUUCAACAUCACUUGUGUCUUUCUCUUGUGCGGCGUGUACCUUUCUUCUCACAAAUGGACGAUCAGCUCCUUGAUGCCAUUUGUGAACGCCUUGUGUCAUCAUUAAGCACCCAAGGAACCUACAUAUUUCGAGAGGGCGAUCCAGUGGAUGAAAUGCUGUUCAUCAUUAGAGGGCAAUUGGAGAGCUCUACAACAAAUGGAGGAAAGUAUGGAUUCUUCAAUUCCAUUACACUCAGGCCUGGUGACUUCUGUGGAGAGGAAUUGUUGACAUGGGCCUUAAUGCCAAACUCAACCCUCAACCUACCUUCUUCCACUCGUACAGUCAAGGCUCUCACUGAAGUAGAAGCUUUCGCGCUACAGGCAGAGGAUCUGAAAUUUGUGGCGAGUCAGUUCAAGCGCCUCCACAGCAAGAAACUUCAGCACGCUUUUAGGUUUUAUUCCCAUCAAUGGAGGACAUGGGGUUGUUGCUUCAUACAAGUUGCCUGGAGAAGGUAUCAGAAGAGGAAGGCAUCAAGGGAGUUAUCACUAAGAGAGAGGCUUUACAUGGCAGAGCCUGCUACACAGAAUGAUUAUUACAUGGGAAGGUAUGAAAGUGAAGAUUACGAGGAUACGGUCGGGGAAUCAUCAUCAGCGGAUGGGAAAAAGGUUCAAAAUCUCGGUGCAACUGUUUUGGCCUCAAGGUUUGCUACCAAUACAAAGAAAGGGAACCAUAAGCUUCAAGGUGGUGAUCCUGUGCCCCAAUUGUUCAAGCCAGACGAACCUGAUUUCUCCAUGGACCAUGAUGAUGUUUAGUGAGUACAAGAAUCAAUCAACAGCUGAAAAAUGAGUUUAACUUUGUUUAAAUAGGAAGUUUUAUGACAUGGAUGUAAAUGUUAUUGAUAGAUUAGAAAUUGUGAUCACGUUCUUUAUUCUUUGCCUUAAACGAAUUCUCAUUUCACA
Lotus japonicus is the source of this 2457-nucleotide messenger RNA. Its product is annotated as cyclic nucleotide-gated ion channel 18. Gene Ontology annotation, biological process: monoatomic ion transport; transmembrane transport. The transcript is spliced from 6 exons. Gene Ontology annotation, molecular function: monoatomic ion channel activity. The coding region runs from base 223 to 2310 and encodes 695 amino acids. Lineage: Eukaryota; Viridiplantae; Streptophyta; Magnoliopsida; Fabales; Fabaceae. The record is from RefSeq and is a predicted model, not a curated record. Gene Ontology annotation, cellular component: membrane.